AUGAAAUCCGAAGAAGUUCAAUCAAAAAUUGAACUCAAAACUCUCCCUUCUCAUUUGAAAUAUGUUUAUCUUGAGCAAGAAUUAUUUCUAGUAAUUAUUUCAUCUUAUCUUACUAUAGAACAAGACAAUAGUUUGAUUAAAGCAUUGAAAGCACAUAAAGGAGCCUUGGGGUGGACUGUAGAAGAUAUUAAAGGGAUUGGUCCGGCUAUUUGCACAAACAGAAUCCUCAUGGAGGAUAGCUACAAGCCAAUAGUCCAGCCGCAAAGAAGAUUGAAUCCAGCAAUGCAGGAAGUAGUGAAAAAAAAGAUCGUAAAGAUGUUGGCAGCAGGAUAUAAUCAGAUACUAAUCGCACCAGAAGAUCAAGAUAAGACAACCUUCACAUGCCCUCAUGGAACAUAUGCCUACAGGAGAAUGCCAUUUGGCCUGUGCAACGCCCCUGCUACAUUUUAG
Messenger RNA from Nicotiana attenuata, 450 nucleotides. RefSeq lists its product as uncharacterized. The transcript is spliced from 2 exons. The record is from RefSeq and is a predicted model, not a curated record. Lineage: Eukaryota; Viridiplantae; Streptophyta; Magnoliopsida; Solanales; Solanaceae. Bases 1 to 450 code for a protein of 149 amino acids.